GACAGAAUGCAAAACUUUGGAGGUCGAGUGUGUCUGACUGAAAAUCGAUUAGGACCAAAUUAUGUUGCUAAUCGUGCUUUAAAGAAAGAAGAGAAAUGGUUAGAAAAAGUCUCGGGUGAUUGUCAAAGACAACUCAGUCGAGAAGAAGCUAAAAUGAGAAAAAGUUUAGAACGACUAAAGGCUGUGAAGAGUAAUACGAAAUCUAAGAUGUUUGUCAAUGGUGCUACCCCGAUACCCAGUCGGCUAGGCGGUCAUGCCUCACACUAUGAGCGUGAUAAUAUCAGUCAACAAUCCCAUCACAAGCCAUCACGCUCUAACUAUCAUGACACCAGUGGUCGGCAUGGUCCACCCAGCCACCAUCCCGAUGCUCAGCAUAGUUCUCGGAAAAUGGUCCGUUCAAAAAUGAAAAUUGGUGAUCAUCAUCAAGCAAAUAACGAGAGUAUUCCUCCACAACGAAGUGGCCGAGUGUAUCGUUCUGGUCAGCACCCUAUUCAGCACGAUCCAGCAAGCCAGUUCAACCCUGCUGUUGCACAUCUUAAUAUUAAGCACAAUCCUGGACAACAUCAAGAUGUACACAAUGAUGGGGGGACAUCAGUAAAGCUUACGCUUCCACAAAUACAAAACUUGAACGAAGCUAUGGCUCAUCUCCAUGUUCCAAUGACUACUAUAACAGUAGAUGACCAUGAUCAUGAUGAUCAUGUAAGCUCACCAGGUAGUCAUAGUCGAGUUUCAAAGAAUAACACAUCAAGUAUGAGAAAUAUUUAUGAUGAAGCUAUACAAAAAAUAACAACUGUUCAUGACCCAUCACCAAGAUUUUCUGAAAACAAUUCUACAUCAUCUAUGCAGUCAGAAUCAAGGAGACAUAGGAACUCUGUGGAUAAGUUACCAGAGAUAGAUAAACACGCCUUUCGAGACCUAGAAAAUAUUGUUAAAGAAGCAAAACAGCGAAAAAAAGAAGUUGGAGCUUCUAACUACGCCAGCCGACAUAACAGAAGAAGGCUUCAACAUCUUGAACAACUACUUGAAGAGUUGCGUCCUCGUGUCAAGGCAGAAAUACCGUUUGAUCCCGUUAGUAUCUUAGAAUGUCGUUAUUUACGACUGUCUAAAGCUAAUGUAGAAAAUUUAGAGAAUAUGAUAAGAGAGAAAGGAAUGGAUCCAGUCGAUUUCAUACAUUUUAAAGAGAAUUGA
Lottia gigantea (owl limpet) is the source of this 1188-nucleotide messenger RNA. RefSeq lists its product as hypothetical. The transcript has 9 exons. NCBI's taxonomy places the organism in Eukaryota, Metazoa, Mollusca, Gastropoda, Lottiidae. The record is from RefSeq and is a predicted model, not a curated record. Bases 7 to 1188 code for a protein of 393 amino acids.